This is a messenger RNA of Nannizzia gypsea CBS 118893, 774 nucleotides long. Its product is annotated as TATA-box-binding protein. The record is from RefSeq and is a predicted model, not a curated record. Gene Ontology annotation, molecular function: RNA polymerase II general transcription initiation factor activity; DNA binding. The coding region runs from base 1 to 774 and encodes 257 amino acids. Lineage: Eukaryota; Fungi; Ascomycota; Eurotiomycetes; Onygenales; Arthrodermataceae. The transcript is spliced from 4 exons. Gene Ontology annotation, biological process: DNA-templated transcription initiation.
AUGGAUUCCUUGACGACCCAUCCUGCCACCGCGCAGCAAGCUAAGGCGUUCACGUCCCCGGCCUCGCUGUCGUUCCCAGGUGGUGCUGGCGAACUGACCCCGCCGUCUUCCUCCGAAAAAGACGCCAACGGCGCCCAGCAGCCUAACCAGCCUCAGCAUGUCUCUGGUGGCGGCGCUGGAGGUGGCACACCUGCGACUCCUGUUGCGACUCCCGGAGCUGGCCCCGGCGUGAGUGGCAUUGUACCAACGCUGCAAAACAUCGUUGCCACCGUCAACCUUGAUUGCCGAUUGGAUCUCAAGACUAUCGCCCUCCACGCUAGAAACGCGGAGUACAAUCCAAAGCGUUUUGCCGCCGUGAUCAUGCGUAUCCGAGAACCCAAGACUACCGCCCUGAUCUUUGCAUCCGGCAAGAUGGUCGUGACCGGCGCAAAGUCGGAAGACGACUCGAAGCUCGCGUCUCGGAAAUACGCACGUAUCAUCCAGAAGCUCGGGUUCAAUGCCAAGUUCACCGACUUCAAGAUCCAGAACAUCGUCGGCUCGUGCGACAUCAAGUUCCCGAUCCGUCUCGAAGGCUUGGCCAGCAGACAUCACAACUUCAGCUCUUAUGAACCAGAGCUGUUCCCCGGCUUGAUCUAUCGUAUGAUGAAGCCGAAGAUCGUCCUGCUCAUCUUCGUCAGUGGUAAGAUCGUGCUUACUGGCGCCAAGGUUAGGGAAGAGAUAUAUCAAGCCUUCGAGAUGAUAUAUCCCGUCUUGACUGAUUUCAGAAAAGUCUGA